Orycteropus afer afer is the source of this 1227-nucleotide messenger RNA. It is a transcript of the gene GAPDHS, whose product is annotated as glyceraldehyde-3-phosphate dehydrogenase, spermatogenic. NCBI's taxonomy places the organism in Eukaryota, Metazoa, Chordata, Mammalia, Tubulidentata, Orycteropodidae. The transcript has 11 exons. Gene Ontology annotation, molecular function: NAD binding; oxidoreductase activity, acting on the aldehyde or oxo group of donors, NAD or NADP as acceptor; NADP binding. Gene Ontology annotation, biological process: glucose metabolic process. The record is from RefSeq and is a predicted model, not a curated record. The coding region runs from base 1 to 1227 and encodes 408 amino acids.
AUGUCGAAGCGCGAUGUCGUCCUCACCAAUGUCACCGUUGUCCAGCUGCUGAGACAACCAUGCACGGUGCCCAGAGCACAGCCCCCACCUGAGCCCAAGGUUGAGGCGGAGCCCCAGCCUGAGCCUGAGCCCAAACCGGAGCUGGUCACUGAGACUGUACAAGUUGAGCUGCCGCCAUCACUGCCGCCGCCGCCACCACCAACUAAGAUUUCUGAGAUUCAGGAGUUGACUGUUGGCAUCAAUGGAUUUGGACGCAUCGGCCGCCUGGUGCUGCGUGCCUGCAUGGAGAAGGGUGUUAGGGUGGUGGCAGUGAACGAUCCAUUCAUUGACCCAGAAUACAUGGUGUACAUGUUUAAGUAUGAUUCCACUCAUGGCAGAUAUAAGGGGAGUGUGGAAUUGAAGAAUGGCAGGCUGGUCGUGGAUAACCAACAGAUCAGUGUUUUCCAGUGCAAGCAGCCCAAAGAAAUCCCCUGGAAGACCGUUGGGAACCCGUUUGUGGUGGAGUCCACAGGCGUGUACCUCUCCACAGAGGCGGCUUCGGACCACAUCACAGCAGGUGCCCAACGGGUGGUCAUCUGCGCACCCUCACCAGAUGCGCCCAUGUUUGUCAUGGGUGUGAACGAAAAGGACUAUAACCCUGGCACCAUGAAAAUCGUCAGCAACGCAUCCUGCACCACCAACUGCCUGGCCCCCCUGGCCAAGGUUAUCCAUGAGCAAUUUGGGAUCGUGGAAGGACUGAUGACCACAGUCCAUUCCUACACGGCCACCCAGAAGACUGUGGAUGGGCCAUCAAAGAAGGCCUGGCGAGAUGGACGGGGUGCCCACCAGAACAUCAUCCCAGCCUCCACCGGGGCUGCCAAGGCUGUAGGCAAAGUCAUCCCCGAACUCAAAGGGAAGCUGACAGGAAUGGCAUUCCGGGUGCCAACACCAGACGUGUCUGUCGUGGACCUGACCUGCCGCCUGGCCCGGCCUGCCACGUACUCAGACAUCAAGGAGGCCAUAAAAGUGGCAGCCAAAGGGCCCAUGCAUGGCAUCCUGGCCUAUACCGAGGAUGAGGUGGUCUCCUCCGACUUCAUCACCGACCCCCAUUCCUCCAUCUUUGAUGCCAAGGCCGGCAUAGCUCUCAACGACAACUUCGUGAAGCUCAUUUCCUGGUAUGACAACGAAUAUGGCUACAGUCACCGAGUGGUCGACCUUCUUCGCUAUAUGUUCGAGCAAGAUAAGUGA